Molecule: messenger RNA, 1040 nt
Organism: Bubalus bubalis (water buffalo)
Lineage: Eukaryota; Metazoa; Chordata; Mammalia; Artiodactyla; Bovidae
Gene: MRPL19
Product: mitochondrial ribosomal protein L19
Exons: 6
Coding region: 59-937 (292 amino acids)
Biological process (GO): translation
Cellular component (GO): mitochondrial large ribosomal subunit; ribosome
Molecular function (GO): structural constituent of ribosome
Source: RefSeq, a predicted model, not a curated record
GGCCGCUUCCUUGUCGCACUGAUCACUGGGAGUUGUAGUCUCAACAGAGAGCUCAAGCAUGGCGACCUCUAUCGCAAGGGGCUGCCAGGCUGCAAAGGGUCUGGGCCCGAGCUUUCGAUCCGCCAGGGCUCUACUCCCUGUGUCAACCUCUGUCGCCAGCCGGGUCCUGGCGGGGCCGGGCCGGCGGCAAAUCACUGGACCUUCUGAGCCUGGCGUGUUCCAGCCACCGCCGAAACCAGUUAUAGUGGACAAGCGCGGCCCCCAACGCCGGGAAAGCAGGUUCUUGAGUCCUGAAUUCAUUCCUCCAAGGGGAAGAACAAAUCCUCUGAAAUUUCAAAUAGAAAGAAAAGAUAUGUUAGAAAGGAGAAAAAUACUCCACAUUCCAGAGUUCUACGUUGGAAGCAUUCUUCGUGUUACUACUGCUGACCCAUAUGCCAAUGGAAAAACCAGCCAGUUUCUGGGGAUUUGCAUCCAGAGAUCGGGAAAAGGACUUGGAGCUACUUUUAUCCUUAGGAAUACUAUUGAAGGACAAGGUGUUGAGAUUUGCUUUGAACUUUAUAAUCCUCGAAUCCAGGAGAUCCAAGUUGUCAAAUUAGAGAAACGGCUGGACGAUAGUUUGCUAUACUUGCGAGAUGCCCUUCCUGAAUACAGCACUUUUGAUAUGAACAUGAAGCCAGUAGCACAAGAACCUAGGCAAGAAGUUCCUAUUAAUCAGCUAAAAGUAAAAAUGAAGCCAAAACCCUGGUCCAAACGCUGGGAACGUCCAAAAUUUAAUGUUAAAGGGAUCAGAUUUGACCUUUGUUUAACCGAAGAGCAAAUGAAAGAAGCCCAGAAGUGGAGUCAGCCAUGGCUUGAGUUUGAUAUGAUGAGGGAAUAUGACACAUCAAAGAUUGAAGCUGCAAUAUGGAAUGAAAUUGAAGCAUCGAAAAAUUCCUGAUCUGAGAAUGGGUUUGGUUACUGGCAGAGGAUAUACUGACUCUCAGAGGAUUUAUUUAGAAACCAAUUUAAUCUCAUAUAUAAAGACAUAGUCAUUAAAUCAA